AUGUCGGACACAGCAUCAAAUGACACAGAAACUGUUACAUAUGCGGUAACCGAGGAGCAAGGGAAAACUAAUCUUCUGUUUUCAUUAGUUGAAAGCGUAGUAUCAUUGGUUGCAGUUGCAUUCGGAAUUUUUGUGUAUUUUUAUAUAAGAUAUAAAUAUCCCCGAUUAGUCGACAGGGUAACGUUUCGACUCGCACUUGCUACAAUGAUAUCAGACUUUGGCAUUUGUAUAGCUCUAUUAAUCAAUUCAGCCUUUGGAUCUCCCAUCGGCUCAACAUGUACAGGAGUUAUCUGGGCAUAUGUAUUUUUUAGUCUUACGUCAAUUUUCUUCCCUACUUGCAUUGCUCUCAAUCUACAAAUCGUGUUCCUUCAUGAAUACAGGGGUAGAUGUAAAUUAGAAAUGCUUUAUUUCACAGUUUCGACUGUUUUAGCCUUAAUUCUAUCAUUACUUCCGUUCGCCGAUCACAUGUAUGCUUGGAAUUAUCCCGAAGGUGGAUGCUUUUUCCGUGACUCGGGCACAAAAUUGAGUAUUACAUGGCAAUGGGGAUCAUUCUACGUUUGGGAAAUACUUUGUAUACUAUAUUGUAUAAUAAUAUUAAUUUGUGUUGCGGUGAAAUUAUACAAGAAUAGAUCAGUAAACGCUAAUAUUAGUGGUCAAACAGUGACAAGUCAAUAUGAGAAGAAUGUUUUAAGGAACAAGACCAUUAUGUCAUUGGUGGUUAAAAAGGCUAUAUGGUAUCCCAUUGUGCCCAUAAUAACUCAGGCACCAAAUUUUUUAGUUGAAACUGAUAUUUAUGUUAACCAGAGGAUCAACUAUGCAUUUUUAAUAAUGUCUAGUCUCAACGCAGCUCAAGGUUUUCUCAAUACCAUAGUAUUUAUGCAAGAUAUCGCGGUUUCUAGAGCUUAUAGAUUAACGAAAUUAAAUUGGUGGUAUAAUCACGUUAAUAAAUAUGAAGAGUCAUAUCCCCAUUUAUCGCGUAAUAAAGCAUUUGGUCCAUUAGAUUCGGCUGAUCGGGUUGAUAAUGAAGCAAAAAAUGAACAGAAACAACAAAUUCAAAAACAACCUUCUUUUGGCGAAAAAUUACGAUAUAAUUUGUUAACCUUAUUAUUUAGUAAACCAAAAGGAGAUGAAAUGUUGACUGAAUAUGAUCAAUAUAUGACGGUAAAAAAUGACGAAGAAUUGGUUUCAACACAAUCAAUAAAUGACGAUGAUGCAAAAGUAAAGGAUGGCGAAGGUGCUAUAGGUCAAUUUAAUAAGAAUGUAUUAUGCAAAUUGUAA
Molecule: messenger RNA, 1278 nt
Organism: Entrophospora sp. SA101
Lineage: Eukaryota; Fungi; Glomeromycota; Glomeromycetes; Entrophosporales; Entrophosporaceae
Source: the annotation of a GenBank genome assembly